AUGAAUGAAUUCGAAAAGGGCGGAACAACGAAGGGCGAUGGCUUGGACGAGAACCCGCCGAGCUUUAUCCACCAGGAAAAGAGGGAGAAUGUACUGCCUGAGAUCGAGGGCCGCGGAGCGAACAAUCUGAACGCCGUCUUCGAGAACCCGCUAGCUGGUAUUCCCCGCGAACAGCUCUUGCGAGAUGUCGAGAAAUUCUGCUUGAAGUACGACCUUAUGGCAGACCUCAAAGUCUUCCAAAAGGGCGCGCUCAUCUCACAGACCCCUGAAUCAGCAGCAAGUCUUCCGGAGUUGGAUGAAACCGAGAGGAUGGCUCUCAUCCGAGAACACACCCAUAAAUGGUCGCAGCCAUGGCAACUCUAUUUUCUUGCAAUAAUGUGCUCUCUCGCUGCCGCCGUCCAGGGUAUGGAUGAGACCGUCAAUAACGGUGCUCAGGCGAUCUACUUAAAGCAACUUGGUAUCAAAGGUAACGACAAUCUCACCGGUCUUGUCGUCGGCGCACCAUACUUGGCCUGCGCUAUUCUCGGUUGCUGGCUGACCGAGCCUCUGAACCGAGUCUUUGCCCGUCGUGGAACAAUCUUCAUCUCUUGCUUCAUCGCGGCCAUUGCCUCGAUCUGGGAGGGACUUUGCAACUCAUGGGUGAAUCUGUUCAUUGCCCGCUUCGUUCUUGGCCUGGGAAUUGGUUCCAAAUCAACUACGGUACCGGUCUACGCCGCCGAAUGCUCACCAGCUCCAAUCCGAGGUGCUCUCGUGAUGAUGUGGCAAAUGUGGACGGCCUUUGGUAUCAUGCUUGGUAAUAUCAUGGGAGUUGCCUUCAUGAAUCUCGAUGACAAUCUAAGCUGGCGUCUCAUGCUGGGAUCUACCGUCGUUCUCCCCCUCGUUGUCUGUUCCCAGGUCUACAUCUGCCCCGAGUCCCCCAGAUGGUUGAUCCAGCAUGACAAGAUCGAGAAAGCCUACCAGAGCUUUAAGAUUUUACGAAACACCGACGUUCAGGCUGCAAGAGAUUUGUACUAUGCCUACGUGGCCGUGCAACUGGAGCGCAAGAUCAACAAGGGAAAGAACUUUUUCACCAUGUUCCUUGAGCUUUUUACUAUUCCGCGCAACCGUCGUGCUACACUAGCUACCUGGAUUGUGAUGUUCAUGCAGCAGUUCUGUGGUGUCAACGUUAUUGCCUACUAUUCCACCACCAUCUUCCAGGACUCCGGAUAUAGUCUAUCAACUGCACUCUUGGCCUCCAUGGGAACUGGUAUUCUCAAUUGGGUCUUCGCCCUGCCGGCCGUUUUCACCAUCGACACCUGGGGUCGCCGCAACCUGCUACUCUUCACAUUCCCCUUCCUGGCCAUCUUCUUGUUCUGGUCAGGGUUUUCCUUCUGGAUUGAGCCAAACAUUCUGGAUAGCAAAAAGAGAGUCGCAAUGGUCACGACAGGCAUGUAUUUGUUUGAAGUGUUCUAUUCCCCCGGUGAAGGACCGGUUCCGUUCACUUAUUCCGCCGAGGCAUUCCCGCUGCACGUUCGAGAAGUCGGCAUGUCGUGGGCUACUGCUACUACCUGGUGUUUCAACUUUAUUUUGUCCUUUACCUGGCCUCACCUCCUUAGUACUUUUAAGCCCCAGGGCGCUUUCGGCUGGUAUGCAGCCUGGUGUCUUAUUGGCUGGGUUCUGGUUUUGCUCUUCGUUCCUGAAACUAAGGCUCUUACCCUAGAAGAACUGGACCAAGUCUUCUCUGUCUCGACUAGGAAGCAUGCCUCGUACCAGCUCAAGAAUGCUGUCUGGCACUUCCGUGUUUGGGUCCUCCGCCAAAAGCUGGAGCCUCUUCCCAAGUUUUACUAG
Messenger RNA from Penicillium cinerascens, 1827 nucleotides. RefSeq names its product sugar porter family MFS transporter. The transcript is spliced from 5 exons. Bases 1 to 1827 code for a protein of 608 amino acids. Gene Ontology annotation, cellular component: membrane. Lineage: Eukaryota; Fungi; Ascomycota; Eurotiomycetes; Eurotiales; Aspergillaceae. The record is from RefSeq and is a predicted model, not a curated record. Gene Ontology annotation, biological process: transmembrane transport. Gene Ontology annotation, molecular function: myo-inositol:proton symporter activity.